AUGGAUUCCGACGAGAUUAUACCUGAGCCUACCCAGAAUGAGGAGGAGGACCUGGAUGAGAAGUACCCGAAUCGGCCUCAUAACCGCGCCCCAACAUUCCCAUUCCAUGAGCUGUACCUGAACCUCUUCAACCCACUCAGUGACAUCAAAAAGAAACCGAAAGGCCCUAGUCUAGCGCGACGAAAGGCUGGACCCCAGGGAAAAAGUACGGCGAGCUUGAAUCCAUAUGAGCUUCGGCGCGAUAUCAUCGCUCGUUUUAUUUCACGUUGGCGCAAGGAAGUGGGGGACGAUAUCUAUCCAGCCUUCCGGCUGAUACUACCGGACAAGGACAGAGAUCGGCCUAUGUACGGAAUCAAGGAAAAGGUCAUUGGAAAGAUGUUGGUCAAGAUUAUGAAGAUCAACAAGGAGUCAGAGGACGCUUCCAAUCUACUGAAUUGGAAGCUGCCAGGCGUGUCCGCUGCGCGUAUGGCGGGCGACUUCGCUGGGCGAUGCUACGAUGUUCUGUCAAAGCGGCCGAUGCGGACUGAGCCGGGUGAUAUGUCUAUCGAGGAGGUGAACAAAAAGUUGGACGACCUCUCGGCUGCCUCCAAAGAGGACCAGCAAACGCCUAUUCUGACGGAGUUCUACCGGCGCAUGAACCCGGACGAGCUUACAUGGCUCAUUCGAAUCAUUCUUCGACAGAUGAAGGUUGGAGCCACUGAGCGUACACUUUUCAAUGUCUGGCAUCCAGACGCCGAGAACCUGUACAGCAUCUCCAGUAGCCUGCGCCGGGUAUGCUGGGAGCUUCAUGAUCCAAAUAUUCGUCUUGAGGCGGGGGACCGAGGGAUCUCGCUUAUGCAGUGCUUCCAGCCCCAGCUGGCUCAAUUUCAGAUGCAUUCGUUCGAAAAAAUGAUCUCGCGAAUGCAACCAACGGAGGAUGACCCCGUCUUUUGGAUUGAAGAAAAAAUGGACGGAGAGCGUAUGCAGCUUCAUAUGGAUCAAGACGAAUCCGUCCCAGGUGGUCGCAGGUUCUGUUUCUGGUCCCGGAAAGCCAAGGAGUAUACGUACCUCUAUGGAAGUGGAAUAUACGACGAGAAGGGAACCUUGACAAGACACCUUAAAGAUGCCUUUGUGGAUGGGGUGCAAAACCUCAUCCUUGAUGGCGAAAUGGUGACAUGGGAUCCAAAGCAGGAUGCACCCGUUCCAUUUGGUACGCUGAAAACUGCAGCUCUGGCAGAGCAGCGUAAUCCUUUCUCUGAUGGACCGAGGCCUUUGUUCCGUGUGUUUGACAUCCUCUAUCUCAAUGGGAGGGACCUGACACGGUAUACUCUUCGCGACCGUCGCAAUGCCCUACAGAAGACAGUUCUUCCUGUUCAUCGCCGCUUUGAGAUUCUCGAAUACCACGAAGCUACCACUGCAGCAGACGUGGAGAAACGUCUGCGGACGGUCGUGGCUGAGGCGUCAGAAGGUCUGGUUUUGAAGAAUCCUCGGUCCCCAUACCGCCUGAAUGAGCGCCACGAUGAUUGGAUGAAGGUCAAACCCGAGUACAUGACCGAAUUUGGAGAAUCUCUUGAUCUAGUGGUCAUUGGUGGAUACUAUGGCUCUGGCCACCGAGGAGGCGCCCUGGCGAGCUUUUUGUGUGGCCUGCGUGUUGAUGAUCAGAACUCCUCGCAGGGCGCAGACCCCAUGAAGUGCUGGUCGUUCUGUAAAGUAGGCGGAGGCUUCACUGCCGCUGACUAUCAGGAAAUUCGUCACCACACGGAUGGCAAGUGGAAGGAGUGGGAUUCCAAGAAACCACCAACAGCCUUGAUCGAGCUGGCCGGCGGAGACGCGCAGUACGAGCGACCUGAUAUGUGGAUCAAACCGUCAGAUUCGGUUGUGCUCUGUGUCAAGGCAGCUUCAGUGUCUGUCAGUGACCAGUUCCGCAUGGGAUUAACAUUGCGCUUUCCACGCUUUAAGAAACUGCGCAAAGAUAAAACUUGGAAGACCGCCCUGUCGAUCCAAGAGUUUUUGGACCUGAAGUCAAAUGCAGAGCAGGAGCACCGUGAAAAGGAAUUCUCAGUGGAUAAUUCCCGGAAGCAGAAGCGCGUGAAAAAGACAGGGAAGAAGCCGUUGACCAUCGCCGGGUAUGAAGAGAAGGAAAACGCGCAGUAUCUCGGCCCUUCGGGUCAUGUCUUUGAUCAUCUCAACUUUUUCGUCAUGACGGAAUCGACCAUGCCCGAAAAGAAGACCAAGGCUGAGCUUGAGCAACUGGUCAAGGCCAACGGGGGCAAGAUCUAUCAGACAAAUACAGCCGCACCAGAUACUAUUUGCAUCGCUGAUCGAAAGACGGUCAAGGUUGCAUCAAUACAGAAGAGCGGACAGACCAAUAUUGUUAGACCAUCCUGGCUGAUCGAUUGCGUCAAGCAAAAUGAAAAGGAUGCCGGCUUGCCGGACCUCCUUUUAGCUUUCGAGCCGAGGCACAUGUUCUUCAUCAAGGAGGAUCAAGAUGAAGAUAUUAAAAGGAACGUCGACCAGUUCGGGGACAGCUAUGCUCGCGACACUAGUGUCGAUGAGCUUGAGGACAUUCUCCAGCAGAUGCAGCAUGGCAAAGAUGAGGUCGAAAGCUCAUUAGAUCCCCAUUCAGUCCACAAGAUCGAGGCCCAUAUUCAGGACAAGAUUAAUUCAGGAUACACUGCACCAUGUGGGUGGUUGUUCCGCGGUCUACAAUUUCUCUUCUUUCCAACCCACCAGGCGAAUGGCAAUGAAAGCGGCGAGUCGGAUUCGUCAGGGUCCAUCACGGAGGAUAUCCGUUUGACUCUUGCACGCAACACAGCCCACUUUGCCGGGGCUAGCAGUGUCACUUCGCUGAACAGUCCAGACGUCACUCAUGUCAUUGUCAAUCCAGAGAAAGUCUCAUCGGCAGAUAUAAGGUCCUUGAGACAGUCCUUGGUUGCGAGAUCGGGAAAGAAAGUACCGCAUCUUGUGAGCCUGGACUGGGUGGAGGAAAGUUGGAAGCAUGGGACACUGUUGGAUGAAGAAAGAUUCCAGGUGCCGCGGUGA
This is a messenger RNA of Penicillium canariense, 3021 nucleotides long. Its product is annotated as DNA ligase (ATP) DNL4. Gene Ontology annotation, molecular function: DNA ligase (ATP) activity; DNA binding; ATP binding. Gene Ontology annotation, biological process: DNA recombination; double-strand break repair via nonhomologous end joining; DNA biosynthetic process. The transcript has 7 exons. The coding region runs from base 1 to 3021 and encodes 1006 amino acids. The record is from RefSeq and is a predicted model, not a curated record. Lineage: Eukaryota; Fungi; Ascomycota; Eurotiomycetes; Eurotiales; Aspergillaceae. Gene Ontology annotation, cellular component: DNA ligase IV complex.